Rattus norvegicus (Norway rat) is the source of this 5531-nucleotide messenger RNA. The record is from RefSeq and is a predicted model, not a curated record. NCBI's taxonomy places the organism in Eukaryota, Metazoa, Chordata, Mammalia, Rodentia, Muridae.
GCCUGGUGAGAGGUUGCCUUCAAUUUUUCUUAUUCUUGAUAUUGGUGACUCAUGAGAGCCCAACAUUUACGCCAGGGCAAGCAAGAGCCAGAUGGACAUUGGGCAACUCUGUGCCUCGCGGAGGAAAAUCAACUAAACAAUGGCAAUGGUGAUCCUAAGAAGCCAAGAGACAAAAUGUCCUCAUAUGCAUUCUUUGUGCAAACCUGCCAAGAGGAGCACAAGAAGAAGCACCCGUAUGCUUCUGUCAACUUCUCAGAGUUCUCCAAGAAGUGCUCAGAGAGGUGCAAGACCGUGUCUUUUAAAGAAAAGGGGAGAUUUGAAGAUAUGGCAAAGGAUGACAAGGCUCGUUAUGAAAGAGAAAUGAAAACUUACAUUCCCGCCCCCAAAGAGGAGACCGAAAAGAAGUUCAAGUACCCCAAUGCCUCCAAGAGGCCUCCUUCGGCCUUCUUCUUGUUCUGUUCUGAGUACCGCCCAAAAAUCAAAGGCGAGCAUCCUGGCUUAUCCAUUGGUGAUGCUGCAAAGAAACUAGGAGAGAUGGGGAACAACACUGCCCCGGUUGACAAGCAGCUCUAUGAGAAGAAGGCCACCGAGCUGAAAGAGAAGUACGAGAAGGAUAUUGCUGCCUAAAGAGCUAAAGGAAAACCUGAUGCAAAGAAAAAGGGGGUGGACAAGGCUGAGAAGAGCAAGAAAAAGAAGGAAGAGGAAGAUGAUGAAGAGGAUGAGGAAGAGGAGGAAGAAGAGGAAGACAAAGAAGAUGAUGAAUAAGUUGGUUCUAGCACAGUUUUAUUUUUCUUCUCUAUAAAGCAUUUAACCCCCCUGUAAAAAAUUCACUCCUUUUAAACAAAAUAAUUGAAAUGUAAGGCUGUGUAAGAUUUGUUUUUAAACUGAACAGUGUCUUUUGUUGUGUAGUUAACACACUAACAAAUGUGUCUUUAGCUAGCCCUGUCCUGGUGGUAUUUUCAAUAGCCACUAACCUUGCCUGGUACAGUCUGGGGAUUGUAAAUUGGCAUGGAAAUUAAAUCAGGUUCUUAUUGGUGCACAGCACAAAUUAGUUCUAUAUGGGAACAGUAGUUUGGUUUUGGUUUCUUUUUUUGUUUGUUUGUUUUUGUUUUUUUCUUUUGGUUUUCUUUUCUUUCUUUCUUUUUUUUUUUUUUUCCAUCUUCAGCUGUCUCUCAUGCAGCUUACAGGAAGGUAAUUGUUAUUCUGUUAACUGAAUACCACUCUGUAAUUGCGAAAAAAUGGCGACUGUUUUGUUGACAUUCUGAAUGCUCCUAAGUAAAUACAAAUUUUUUAUUAACAACAACAACAACAACAACAACAACAACAACAACAACAAAACCAAAAGAAUUACAGCAGGAGAGAAGACACAUUCAUCAGCCGCACCAGUGCUGAGACUUUACUGCAUUCCUUAUACCUAAUGAAUAAACAAAAUCCAUCCUUCUGCCUAUGAGCAAAUAAAUGUGUCUUUCAGGAUAGAUAUUUAAUUUUAUGUGAACUUUUGGGCACACAGUUCACAAAAGAAUUAAAGCAUUAUUGUGAAUCAUCAUCAACUUCUAAAUAUGCAUUAUGCAUUUUUUCUUAUUUUUAGCCACAUUUUUUUGUUGAUGGUGCCAAUAUACUAAUGGAACAGAUUAAAUAAUGUAUUUGGACCUGAACUUACUUUAUAUAAUAUCACAGUAACAAUGAAGAAUAAAUUGAAUUGACAGUCCCCUCGUAAUCACAAUUAUACAAAAGUACCACACUGAAUUAAUUAAUGUUGGUUAUCAUCCUUUUUUUUAUGAAAUAUAGUACUCAGAAAAACAUAAUAGAGAAAGCCAGACAUGCCAUAUUGAAGGUGUUCUUGUCUUUUUAUUCAUUUACAAAGUGAAAAUAAUAGAUUGUGAAGGCAGGAACAUUACUCAUGUGCCAUUCAAUCCCAUGGAGCUGGUAAAGUCUGAGUGUAUAUGUUUGUAUGUGAUUGAUAGUAUUCUCUUUCUGGCCCAUUUUCAAGAUUUAAAUGACUUUUAUUUGAAGAUUGUUUUACAUGUUGCAUUUUUUUCAUUCUGAUUAAGAAAAAUGACUACAUAAAUAGUGACACAAAACAAAAAACCUGUAAUGAAGUCAUGAAUGAUUAGCAUGAAAUUUUGCAGAAUAGAUGUACUUGUCUUCCGUAACAAACGGAGACUCUACCUAAACUAAGAAAAAUUUGGGGGUAACAGCAAGAACUCAGUGGUUAUGAAUGAUUGUUUUGCAUGAAGAUCCAUGUAACAAGCAUAGAUAUAUUCACUGCUCUUCCCAUGACAGGGACAGGAGAAUAUUUGAUAUUUAAUGGCCUCUAGCCGAACUAGAGAUUUACUGUAGUCCUUGUCUCAAUGAUUUAGGGAGAAUACAGAGCAGGACCCCUGCAUCUGUUGUCUAAUUCAUGUGAAUCACGCAUACAGAUAAGCAUGAGUGCAGAAAUACAUCAUAUUUACUCAUAAAACUACUGAUAGUAUUGUUUUUAAAAGUAACAUAAAACAUUUUUAAAUUACAUUUUGGUGUGUGUGUGCAUGUAUAUAUGAGUGUGUGGAUAUGUGUACAAUAUAUAAUAUAAUAUAUAAUAUAUAAUAUGUGUGAGUACAUCACAAUGCAGAUAUAAAAAAGUUAGAGGACAAAAUUAAGAGUCUAUUAUAUUCUUGUACUUAAUGAAUCCUGAGGAUAGAACUCAGUCCUCCAGUCUUGGCAACCGGUGUCUUUACCUGAUAAACUGUUUCACUGGCUCAUGAUACUAUUUGAUAAAAUAUUUUGCAAGUGUAGGAGGUUAGAAAAAGUACUGUGUUAGCUUGUCUGUUUAUCAUGUGCUCAACAUGAAAUUGACAUGUAUAAGAUAAAUGUACAUGUAUAUAUUUGUGUUUAUGCAUAUGACAUAUACUGUCCUACAAAUAUUUAAACUGUUGCAUAAUACAUACUAAAGUUAAUUUAACAGGUACAAGCAUGGCAAACACAGUAGAAUAUCAUGAAUAUUGAAGACAGUUUUUGCUCUUUUACCUUUUUUCCUGUCUUGUAUAUUGAACAAAAAAACAAUUAAAAGGAACAAAUAGAAAAUGCAAAGAAAACAUAACAAACAACAACAAAAGAUAUAUUCUUCAAGCUAACCUUCAAGGUCCAUGCUCACAUUUGUCCACAUCCUCCUGAGAUUGACUACAGAGAUCCACACAUCAAAAUAUUCAAAUGUUGAAAUCACCCCCCACCAUUUGGCUAUUCUAAACAUCAACACUAAUACAAAUUUAUCAAACCCAUCCUAACACAGAUUUUCCCCUUUUGCAUUUAUAAAUUAAAAGAUGCUGAUAGAUCUGCCUUCUCUCCAUGACAAAUGACUCAUCCCUUCUCCCUUGUUCUCUAUCUCCUAUCAUUGUCAUUAAUUCGCUCCUUUUUUUCUUUGAGGCAAAUAAAUCUUAUUAGUGAUAAGAACUUCUUGAGUAUAUUGAGUUAAUUUGGAAGUCCUUAUACAUAUAUACAAUCUGCAACCUGCUACAUUGUAAUAUAUGCAUAUUUACAUAUAUAAUUAUACCUUCAUACAUACACACAUAUAAGAAUUACAUCAUAAAACAUGAAAGAGAAAGCAUUAAAAGUUAUAAAUGUAAAAUGUCAGAAUAUUUUAUGUCUAACUUGUGUGUACCUCAGAUACCAAUUUCUCAUUAGCAAAUUCAGACAUUAUUACAAACUUAUAAAUUUUGCUAUUUAUUUAAAAUUUUAAUAACUAAAUCUUUGCUUUUUUGUAAUUUCAGGGUGCCAGUUUCUGCCCACACUCUGCAUUGUCAAAUCUAUCAUCUUUAAAGAAAAUCAGAUCUUAUUGAUCCUAUGUUUCCUUUGUAAACAGCUGUGAAUUUAUGAUGUCAGUAAUUAUAUAGUGAGGAUUCCCUACAUGACUUUCUUAUGCAGCCCACUGGGAAGUUUGGGACAACUAUAUUAAUUUUUGUACUUUCCCCUUUGGAAAUGUAUUUUUGGCUUGAUAUGUUACACAUAUGUGAGGCUAUCUUAAAUGAGUUAAAUGAGAUGGAAAAAUUCCAUAAAACAUGAAAUGAACAGAAUUCUAUCGCUGUUCACUGAACUGUCUAAUAGCAAAGAAAAUCCUGACAGACUAAGGUAAUGAUUCUACUCAAAUACAACUUGAUGAACCAAUGAGCUUUAUUGUGGUCACUCACAAGCCCAUAUAUAGGAUGUUACAGGAGUAUAUGUUAGGAUAUCUUGCAGUAUAAGGAAAACAAUCUUAAGCAGCUACACUAAUAACUGAGACACCAACAAGGCACCAUAUAUGGGCUGAAUCAAGGUCUCCAGCAUAUAUAUGGAAGAAGACUGCCUUGUCUAGUCUCAGUGGGAGAAAAUAUACUUAAUCCUCAAGACACUUGAGGCCUUAGGGAAAGAGUGGUCUGGAGGUUGGUGAGACCGUCUUCAUGGCAUUGGGGAGGAGGCAUCAGAUGAGGAACUGUGAGAGAGGGGACUGAUAUUUUGUGGCAAGUAUUAGAAUGUAAAUAAAUAAAGCAAAUUUUUAAAAACACACUUGAGGCAGAAAACAUGCAUGAAAAUUGAAUCUGGAGACCUUCUGCACAUCUUCAAGGUAGCCAGAACAAAUGAAGAAUCACUUCCUUCAACUGGACUGUGAAUCUGAUCCCCAGCAGGAGAUGACUGCUUCCAUAACUGUGGAGAUGGGCCACAUGUGUAUGAAGUUUCAGCUUCCUAGGCAUUUGCUGAUUUUCUUUUCGAAACUGCAAAAUCCCUCUUUCUGACUCAUGUAGAAAAUUAUAUACUUUGGAGGAAGCUACUAUAUUUCAUUUUACUCACUCAUUCUUUCCCAUUCUGUCAAAUUUCUGAACAUAUAUUUCAGUCUUUGCCAAAGAAUAUUAUAGUUUUCAAAUCACUGUAUAUUUUCUUCAUUUCUUUUCAAGUCUUUACAUUCUAGGAACUAUAGGUCAUGGAAGACAUGAGAAAAUGGUUUUGAAAGUACAUGUGAGCUAAAGGAAUUUGACAUGUUCUUAUUCUCCUUCAAUGUGUAAGCCAAACAUGUAACCUAAAGGAAAUCAGAGAUAAUUAUUGUAUUUCCUCAAAAUGUGAGUAAGUUUUCCUUUGUAAAGUUAUUACAUUGCUGUAGUAAAGAAUAAUAGAACAAAGAGAUGAAUAUUGUCAUGCAUUUGUGCAGGAAACUGAGCCUCCAGAGGCUCUUUAGAGAGUGAGUCCUGAGUUCACUUCCCCAAUAUAUGUGAAGGCAGUGCAUGGACAUGGCUCUGUGCCUGUCUGGUGAGAAACAGGGUGGCAAAAUCAGUGGAGAUACCAAGAGCUUUCUGACUAGCCAGUCUACCUGAAAUUCCUGUCUCAAGGAAACAAGGCAAAGUGAUAGAUGAAGCUAUCAUAUAUUCUUGUCUGUUUCCACAUGUGCUCAGAUGGGGGGAACUAUUGGCACAUUGACUUGAAUAUAUUAUACACACACACACACACACACACACACACAAACAUAUACACAAACACAUAUCAUGUACAUAUAAAUCCAUCAUCCUCACAAAUAUUUUACAAACACA